Molecule: messenger RNA, 4476 nt
Organism: Sphaerodactylus townsendi
Lineage: Eukaryota; Metazoa; Chordata; Lepidosauria; Squamata; Sphaerodactylidae
Gene: TRABD
Product: TraB domain containing
Exons: 10
Coding region: 209-1333 (374 amino acids)
Source: RefSeq, a predicted model, not a curated record
UCCACCCUCCCCAUAUGAAUGACUAAUACAACAUGUUGUCAGGCUAACGUGCUUCGAGUAUCCGGAGGGUUCUCUUCCCUUUGGGGCUUCACUCUAAAGCUGGUUCCUGUACCCGUUGAGAGUUUGAGUGACGCUUGAAACAGCCUCCUGCCUAGGGAGCGGCUGAGCUGGCAAAGUCAUCUUGGACUGUUGUAAAGACACUCCAGCAAUGCAAGGCGAUUGGCCUCAAGAGGCUGCUGUAGAACCAGCAUCUUCAGCUGAUGCCCAAGGAGAUGGACCAAGAGAUGCUGCAGACAUAGCACAAAAUAUUUCUGAUGCAGAUGCCGUAAAAAUACUUUUGGAUAUGAAGAUGAAGAAGAGACAGAAAAAGCCCAGCCUUCCCAGUACUGUGACAGAACUGGCCACGGAGGAAGGUUCUAAAGUGUAUGUGGUUGGCACAGCCCACUUCAGUGACAGCAGCAAAAGAGAUGUAGUGAAGACUAUACAGGAGGUCCAGCCCGAUGUGGUCGUGGUCGAGCUAUGUCAGUAUAGAGUUUCUAUGUUAAAAAUGGAUGAGAGGACACUACUAAAGGAAGCCAAAGAAAUCAAUCUGGAGAAACUUCAGCAAGCUAUAAAGCAGAAUGGCCUCAUGUCUGGAUUAAUGCAAAUGCUUCUGCUGAAGGUGUCAGCACACAUCACAGAGCAGCUGGGAAUGGCUCCUGGAGGAGAGUUCAGGGAGGCUUUCAAAGAGGCUAGCAAAGUACCUUUCUGCAAGUUUCAUCUUGGAGAUAGACCAAUCCCAGUCACAUUCAAGAGAGCCAUUGCUGCGCUUUCUUUCUGGCAAAAAGUCAAGCUUGCCUGGGGCCUGUGUUUCCUCUCAGACCCAAUCAGUAAAGAUGAUGUGGAAAAAUGUAAGCAAAAGGAUUUACUGGAGCAAAUGAUGGCAGAAAUGAUUGGGGAGUUUCCUGAUCUGCAUCGAACGAUUGUCUCAGAAAGAGACAUUUACUUGACUUACAUGCUGAAGCAAGCAGCUAGGCGAACAGAACUACCUCGUGUUUCUGAAGCUGAACCUAGAAGAAGUGUCCCUUCAGUUGUAGUUGGAGUAGUUGGCAUGGGUCACGUGCCUGGGAUUGAAAAGAACUGGAAUACCCACUUGAACAUCCAGGAAAUAAUGAGCGUGCCUCCUCCAUCAACUGCAAGUAAGAUCCUCAAGUUUGUCAUAAAGACCACAGUUUUUGGACUGAUGGGCUAUGGCUGCUACAGGAUAGGACAAAGGACAGUGCAAUUUAUUCUCUCCAUGCCUGUUGCACAGAGCUAUCUUCACAAACUGAUGGACAUAAACCCUCAGCAUUGAAUCAGAAGACUACAAGAAGUUGGGACAAAGAACAGCAUACGUAAACAUAGGCUGGAAAAAAACAGUGAAGGGUUUCUGUCCCAAUGUACCACCUGAUACCGAGUUACAGUGUAACCAAAUGGACUGAGGUUAAAUGCGAUACAAACUGUGACUUAAAUGAAGAAGCAGUCAUUCACCACCAUAAUGAAAUGUGCAGCAUAAAAGAAAUAGAGGCCAUUGUAAGGUACCUGAUAUAUUUACACAGACACAUAUCAGUAUGUGUAAAUGAUAUAUUUAUAAAUAUGAUUACAGUAUGCAGAUAAUAUCAACUUUAAUAUUGUUAGACACAAUCUGCUGGGGGAACUUCCCAUAUGCAAGUGUCACUGAAAUGAAACAGACCUAUGCAAGAAUGCAGCAGUCCAUUUCAGUGAGUUUGCUAGUGGAUUGUGACCUUUGAUCUCUCCUGGCCCACAACCAUGAGGGAAAGAACAUGGUAGUUUUGUUCCUGUUGGAAAUUACAGGGGCCUAUAUAUCAAUUUAUCCUUCUUGGUGCUAAGCACCUAUAUAGUUAUUUGGAAAGACCUCUUCUUACGGGAAGACUUUUAUACUUCGUAGAGUUUUUUAAAAAAAACAAAAACAACAAACAAUACAGAAGCUUUUGAAAAUAUCAAAAACUCAUUGUUGAUAAACCUCUAAUACCUUUAGGAGCCUUACAAAAUACAAUUGUACACAGUUGGUAUCAUCCGACCUUUAAAAAUCCCAUCUAUUUCAGAUGGGGGAUUAUACAUGUGUUUGGCUGCUUCCCCACAGAGAUUUUGUUCCCAGUUUGGCAUUCAACAUGGAGUGGGUUUUUGGCGGGGGGGUAUUUGGAGCCCCCAAGCAAUAUCAUCCCAUAAUUAACUACUUUCCAUUUUUGUAUUACUCUUUCCCAAACCUGCUUUUGGACAAUUUUUUUUGGAAACAUUGCCAUCAAAGCCAAAUGGUAUGCCAAGUGGAUGGGAAGAUUGCAUUUUGCUAAACUAUUAUAAUGCAGUAACUAUCUGCUAGUUCUUCUGAAUUCCCAUCUUUGAUCUAAAUUUUAAAAACAAAACUAAGUAUCUAGACCUUUUUUUGCAAUAUGCCAUUCCCCACAGAUCUCUCAACAAAAAGGACUACAGACCUUUUUCUCUAAUGAGGUCUAUGUAUUCAGGGGGACUCGAAGAGAGAUCACUGUAAUGCAAAAACUAUAAUGCUAAAAUGGGUGGGGGUGUGGAGUAUGAGACGAAGCAAGUGCAGGGCUAAACUUUGAAGCUGCCAUGGAGAAGUAGCUCAAAACUGCUGUCCAGCAGAUUUUAAGGUGCUUAACUUUGGCUGGAUGGUGCAUUUUGGUUUUAGGCCUCCUGACCAAUAUUUUUGUUUUGUUUUUCAAGAAGGAUGUUCUCUGCAGACUUUAUUUUAGUUGCAGUUGGGUAAUUUCUUGCGUUUAUAGGAAUACAGUUCCUCUGAAUUAGGUUACACCAAGUCCUAUUGGCAUGUAUUUCAGUUCUGCAAAAAUUUUGAGAGUAGAUGUCUCAUACUGUUGCUUUCUUACAUCCCUUCUUUGAAACAAACAAACAAACCUGGAACUGAUCUGUGUAGUAUUUACCCCUCAUUUUUCUGGAUACUAUGUAAGUUCCAGUAGAAUGUAAUAAGACUGGUUUAAAACAUCAGUGGAAUGUUACUUUAACUGUUUAACAAAUAAUCCAGAAUCCGUGUCUUUGAAAAGUUUUGUUCCUGGGUUUCGUUCCUGGGGAGUUUAUGGGUUCCUUCAACUUUUUCCUCUACAGAUUUUUUAAAAGCCCCUUUCUCUUAACAUGUUUUGUUGAUUUUAUAUGCCUUUAUGUUGCCUUUGAGUGUAUGUUACAUGUUGCCAUGUCAAGAUAAUAAUGGUAUAAUUGUCAUGAUUACUAAUCUGUCCUAUGAAAGGCUGCUAUGAAGGGGUUUUCAGUGAACUGCUCCUUGGAUACUGAGACCACUUUGGAGCAGAAUCCCCUUUUCUCUCUUUUAGGAAGGCAAUGCUAGAUCAUGGGGAGGGGAAACAGAAAGCUGGUAUUUGUGAGAUUGACAACUUGAAUAUACAUUUAGAAAACCCAGUUAUAAGCCCCCAUUUCCCAAGUUGUUUUGUGAUGAAUUAAUGCUAUUGCCAUCUAAAGAUAUGUGUUAUUUGGGUGCAAUCCGGCAUAGAUAAGUCCCAUUGACAUCAAACCCACAUAAGCUAAAUUUAUGAUACAUUGUAUUGAGGUUUUUGUGUGGGUCUUAAAGUGUAGAUUUAAUUACUUACUGAUCAUGCUACAGCCACAAUGCUUUAGGGAGUUCUCUGCAGUCUUUAAUCAUUUGAAUGGGGCAUAUAAUGGAUUCUGAUCACUUUUUUUAAAAUUAAGGGAGAUGGGAACACUUACAGUCCCCAAAGGGCUGUACUUGCUGCAUCAUUGCAAUUACUACACAUACAUUUAAUGUUUUUCUUUCUUUGCAUCAUGUAGCACAGCUAUAUCUUUUUUUUAAAAUGCUGGGAUUACCAGUUUGGGAACAGUCACUAGACCUGAUUUGUAAAACUUGUUUUCUUUGGAAUUGUAUCACUCAAAUCACAUGGAACUGUCUAGAGCUAAGUGGCUUGUAACUGACAACUGCAGUACCUUUAUCACCCAUUGGGAGUAAUUAUUUAUACCCCUUACCCUUUGGUUAAGUACAGAAGCUAAACUGAACAGAGCCUCAUAAAGAAACUGUGACAAAAGGGUGAACUGUACAUUUACAAAUCAAGAGAAGAUCUGGCAAUUAUUUUGAGGGAAAAGUGGAGUCGUUGAAUUGGACAGUACUAUGUUAAAGCAAUGUAUUAGCAGUUAAGACAGUUUGACUUCUAAUGGAUUCUCCUUUACCUUUUAAAGAUUUUGAUUAAAAAGUUCAUGAUAAAAUAGCAUCUUUUAAAAAAAAUAUAAAUCUUUCACAGGCUUCCCACCCACAUUUUAUAGAUUAAGUAUUCAUUCUCAGGUAAAAUUUUGCAGGCUGUGAAAAAAGUGUAAAUUGCAGACAAGUGAGCCUUAAGCUUGAAUGGAUUCCUGUUAAAUGAGACACUUGAGGCACUCUGUGCUUUUUAUGUAUUUCAACAUGCCAAAAAAAAAGAGAGGCAAGAAUAAAAUUACUAUCUGGAA